Molecule: messenger RNA, 2430 nt
Organism: Monopterus albus (swamp eel)
Lineage: Eukaryota; Metazoa; Chordata; Actinopteri; Synbranchiformes; Synbranchidae
Gene: lin7a
Product: lin-7 homolog A (C. elegans)
Exons: 6
Coding region: 163-648 (161 amino acids)
Molecular function (GO): protein binding
Source: RefSeq, a predicted model, not a curated record
GUAGUGGUCCAACCGCUCACUCUGGAUCGAGAUGUUGCCAGGGCGAUCGAGCUGCUGGAGAAGCUGCAGGAGUCAGGUGACGUUCCUGGUCACAAGCUGCUGUCUCUGAAGAGGGUCCUGCAGAGCGAGUUCUGCACAGCCAUCAGAGAGGUGUACCAAUACAUGCACGAAACGAUCACAGUGAAUGGCUGUCCAGAAUACCAGGCGCGAGCCACGGCUAAGGCCACAGUCGCAGCCUUCGCAGCCAGUGAGGGUCACUCUCACCCACGGGUGGUGGAGCUACCCAAGACAGAGGAAGGGCUGGGCUUUAAUGUGAUGGGUGGCAAAGAGCAGAACUCACCUAUCUACAUCUCCCGCAUCAUUCCCGGGGGUGUGGCUGAGAGGCAUGGUGGUUUAAAACGAGGGGACCAGCUCCUGUCUGUCAACGGUGUGAGCGUGGAGGGAGAGCACCAUGAGAAAGCAGUGGAGCUGCUGAAGGCGGCCAAGGACAGCGUGAAGCUGGUGGUUCGCUACACUCCCAAAGUGCUGGAGGAGAUGGAGGCUCGCUUUGAGAAGCUUCGGACGGCCCGGAGGCGCCAGCAGCAGCAGCUCCUCAUGCAGCAGCAGCAACAGCAGAACCUGGCCUCUCAGCAGAACCACAUGUCGUAGGUUGUUCCAAAAGAAGAAGAAGUAAAAGAGAGUGUAAAGAUGGAUCUCAAAGGCCAUCUGUUUGUGUUGAAGAUCCCAAAGGAACCGCCCUGACGAGGACACCAACAAGUAGAAGAUUCUUUUACUUACUCUCUCCUUUCCAGUUUACCAUCGAUUACUGAGAACAAACAGAGAGACGUUUGUCCUGAAACUGGUGCUUUGCAGGAGGCUAGCACUGAAGGUCGUCCGUUUCAACUCUGUAUUCCCUUUUAUAAGUUGAUCUCCCCAUUGUGACUCUCAUUGAAACUGCCCGCUUUUUGUGUUUGUUGCUUUUUUUUUUAUAGUCCCCCAUUUUGGUUAGCUUACCAGCAUCCAUUACACCGCGACACCCAUGUGGCUCUCAUUUGUACAGUGUUUCUAUUGAUUCUUCAACUGGUGCUUGUGUCUCUGUAUGAAUGACCAUUGAUUUCUUUCUUCUUUGUGUCAAACUUGUCCUGUUUUGGAUACAUGUGAACUCUUUUUUACCUUCUAUAUUGUAGCAAGAAAAGACUUUGUAUCUCGUAGGCUUAGCAAUAACACCCAUUCACUUCGCCACAAAACUUUUAAUUGGAUUCAUACAACACAGUUUGUGGAAUAGGUGCAAAUGUAAAUCAUUGUAAAGUGAACUGAAGCAGUGUAAGGCAGCUUCCUCGGUGCCAUUUCGAGAGAUUAUUGAUUUACAGGAGGCAUGUACAAAUGAUGUGCAAUAACUGCAAUUAUUAACUGACUUUGUAAGCUACUCCCAACUGAGAUUUAUCCAGAAAAGAUAUAUUACAAAGAGGUUCAUAUUAACUGUGUCCUGUUCCCGACUAGCAAACAGAAUGUCACCAAUGAAAAUUAAAAUAUGUUUACUUUUCAGACUUGUCUAUUUUAAAGAUCAGAGAUUUAAGAUAAAGUUUUCCCUUUAAAUAUUGUGUAUUCUUUCUGAGACAUGCAGAUUAUUAUUUAAAAAAUUUAUUUGCUGUAUAUCAGCUGGAUACUAGCACAUAGUGUUUGUUUCAUGCUUUUUUUUUGUUUGACAAUCAUUAUGAGACUGAGUGGAAUGUUUCCUCCGUAUCUUCCUCGGUACCUCGAAGGGAAAUUUGUUUUUAAAGGACAUGAACUCUGGAGUUAAAGUAACCUGACAGGUCUGUAUUCUUCAUGUCUGGUGCUAAGUGCUCCCUGUGUUGUGUGUGUAUUUUUUUACCAUCUUGUUUUCUGCUCUUUUUUAAUUUUCUGUAGGUGGCACUUUUUGCAUGCUUUAACCCUUAGACUGUAUCUUUUAUUUAUUUCAUACAAACCUGAAUUAUAAAACACUUCUUGCAUACCAGAGAGUUUUUUUCCCCAAGGAGAGACCAACCAGAAGUAACAGUGAACAAAAGCCUGUUCAAUUGCUUUUUUGUGAAACUGCUGCUUUAGAAUCCAUCAUGUAUUUGUUGACAGAACGUAUUUACUUUUCACCUGUGAUUAUUUCUGAUCUACAUAACAUCUAAUUGCACAAGUCCUACAUGCAUUAUACAGUAUGUGCCAUUUACUAAAUACUUAGCUCUACGGUCACUUAAUGGUGAAGCUUUUAUGUCAGGUGACCUUAAUGGAGAUUCAGAGGUUUUGGUCUCUCACUCGAUCUUGAAGCAUCUCAAUCCAACAGAUCCCUUUUUGUAUCUUUAAAUCACAGGUACUCUUUCUUAAUUGACUUGCAGUUUUCCAGCUGAUGGUCCUGCACUUACAGUACACAUUAAAAAAACAACAAAAUGUUGAUAUGCAAUUGUUAUACAUAAUAUAUUU